This is a messenger RNA of Oncorhynchus gorbuscha (pink salmon), 2136 nucleotides long. RefSeq names its product extensin-like. Bases 1 to 2127 code for a protein of 708 amino acids. The record is from RefSeq and is a predicted model, not a curated record. Gene Ontology annotation, molecular function: GTP binding; GTPase activity. Lineage: Eukaryota; Metazoa; Chordata; Actinopteri; Salmoniformes; Salmonidae. Gene Ontology annotation, biological process: small GTPase-mediated signal transduction. The transcript is spliced from 3 exons.
AUGUUUGAAAUAGUGAGGGAACCUCUCCACCCCCUCCCCAGAGAACCACUCCCAGGCCACUCCAUCCCCUUCCCAGAGACCCACUCCCAGGCCGCUCCAUCCCCUUCCCAGAGACCCACUCCCAGGCCGCUCCAUCCCCUUCCCAGAGACCCACUCCCAGGCCACUCCACCCCCUUCCCAGAGACCCACUCCCAGGCCGCCCAACACCUUCCCAGAGACCCACCCCAGGCCGCUCCACCCCUUCCCAGAGACCCACUCCCAGGCCACUCCAUCCCCUUCCCAGAGACCCACUCCCAGGCCACUCCAUCCCCUUCCCAGAGACCCACUCCCAGGCCGCUCCACCCCCUCCCCAGGGACCCACUCCCAGGCCGCUCCACCCCCUCCCCAGAUACCCGCUCCACCCCCUCCCCCAGGGACCCACUCCCAGGCCGCCUCCACCUCCCCUCCCCAGAGAUCCACUCCCAGGCCGCUCCCCCCCUCCCCAGAGAUCCACUCCCAGGCCGCUCCACCCCUCCCCAGGGCUCCACCCUCUCCAGGGACCCACUCCCAGGCCGCUCCACCUCCUCCCCAGAGAUCCACUCCCAGGCCGCUCCACCCCUCCCCAGAGACCCACUCCCAGGCCGCUCCACCCCCUCCCCAGAGACCCGCUCCACCCUCCCCAGAGACCCACUCCCAGGCCGCUCCACCCCCUCCCCAGAGACCCACUCCCCAGGCCGCUCCAAUUCCCCUCCCCAGGGACCCACUCCCAUGCGCUCCACCUCCCCCAGAGAUCCACUCCCAGGCCGCUCCACCCUCCCCAGAGACCCACUCCCAGGCCGCUCCACCCCUCCCCAGAGACCCACUCCCAGGCCGCUCCAACCCCUUCCCAGAGACCCACUCCCAGGCCACUCCAUCCCCUUCCCAGAGACCCACUCCCAGGCCGCUCCACCCCCUCCCCAGAUACCCGCUCCACCCCCCUCCAGGGACCCACUCCCAGGCCGCUCCACCUCCUCCCCAGAGAUCCACUCCCAGGCCGCUCCACCCCUCCCCAGAGACCCACUCCCAGGCCGCUCCACCCCUCCCCAGAGACCCGCUCCACCCCCUCCCCAGAGACCCACUCCCCAGGCCGCUCCACCCCCUCCCCAGAGACCCACUCCCAGGCCGCUCCACCCCCUCCCCAGGGACCCACUCCCCAUGCGCUCCACCUCCUCCCCAGAGAUCCACUCCCAGGCCGCUCCACCCCUCCCCAGAGACCCACUCCCAGGCCGCUCCACCCCUCCCCCAGAGACCCACUCCCAGGCCGCUCCACCACCUCCCCAGAGACCCACUCCCAGGCCGCUCCACCCCCUCCCCAGAGACCCACUCCCCAGGCCGCUCCACCCCCUCCCCAGAGACCCACUCCCAGGCCGCUCCACCCCCUCCCCAGAGAUCCACUCCCCAGGCCGCUCCACCACCUCCCCCAGAGACCCACUCCCAGGCCGCUCCACCCCCUCCCCAGAGACCCACUCCCAGGCCGCUCCACCCUCCCCCAGAGACCCACUCCCAGGCCGCUCCACCACCUCCCCAGAGACCCACUCCCAGGCCGCUCCACCCCCUCCCCAGAGACCCACUCCCAGGCCGCUCCACCACCUCCCCAGAGACCCACUCCCAGGCCGCUCCACCCCCUCCCCAGAGACCCACUCCCAGGCCGCUCCACCCCCUCCCCAGAGACCCACUCCCAGGCCGCUCCACCACCUCCCCAGAGACCCACUCCCAGGCCGCUCCACCCCCUCCCCAGAGACCCACUCCCAGGCCGCUCCAUCCUCUCCACAGAGACGCACUCCCAGUGUGUCCUCCCCUCUAGCUCCUGACCCAGAUUGGUACCCAGAGGUGCGUCACCACUGCCCGUCAACCCCUAUCAUCCUAGUGGGCACUAAGCUGGAUCUGAGGGACGAGAAGGAGACCAUUGAGAAGCUCAAAGAGAAGAAACUGGCCCCCAUCACCUACCCACAAGGCCUAGCGCUGGCCAAGGACGUUGACUCUGUGAAGUACCUGGAGUGUUCUGCUCUGACCCAGCGUGGCCUGAAGACAGUGUUUGACGAGGCUAUCAGGGCAGUACUCUGCCCACAGCCAACCAAGGUCGGCAAGAAGAAAUGUCUACUGCUCUAACAGGUGAGA